Molecule: messenger RNA, 2205 nt
Organism: Closterium sp. Naga37s-1
Lineage: Eukaryota; Viridiplantae; Streptophyta; Zygnematophyceae; Desmidiales; Closteriaceae
Source: the annotation of a GenBank genome assembly
AUGGCGAAUCCACGGCUCAUGCCCAUCAUCCUUCUCGCCUUGUUCGUCGGCUCUUGCUCAUCCCAUCUAGCGCCAUCAACUCUGGCGGGCCGCCGUUCUCUGCUCAUCAAACCCACUCCGUCUAAACCCGCACAAGGCCGCGACGCCACCGCUGCUGUCACCGCUCCAGUGACUCCGAAGGCUGCUUCUUUAGCGAAUGAUUCCGACUCAAGCGAGUCGAUCCCGCCGGGAGCAGUAGGCAAGGGCGCGGCGGGCAAGGGCGCGGCGGGCAAGGGCGCGGCGGGCAAGGGCGCGGCAGGCAAGGGCGCAGCAGGAAAGGGCGCUGCGGAAACUGCCGCAAAGGGCAAGGGCGCGGAAAAUAAGGGUGCGGCGGGAAAUGGCGCAGCAGGAAAGGGCGCGGCUAACAAGGUCGCACCGAAAAAUGUCAAGGUCGCACCAAACAAGGUCACAGCUAAGGGCGCGGCGGGAAAUCCCGCACCGAACAAGCGCGCUGAGAGAAAUGGUGCGGCUGGCAAGGCGACCGCGGCUAACAAGGGCGCAGCAGGCAAAGGAGGGUCCCACGUGGGAAAUGCGCAUCCAGCUGUGGGCGCGACGACUGCGCAUCACAACAACAACAACCAGCCUUCUGCGAUGAUGGGCGCGGCGAGUGCACGUCACAUCAACAACAACCAGCCUGCUGCGAUGAUGGGCGCGGCGGGCAAGGGCGGAUCAUCCCACGUGGGAAACGCGCAGCCAGCCGUGAGCGCCGCGACUGCGAGUCACGGCGCUAAGAAUCAGCCUGCUGCUGCGAUGAUGGGAGCGGCGAGCACCUUGAACAAACCUAACACGAACACACCAGGCGUGGCCGCGCCUCACAAGGCAGCUUCCCAGGACGUGACGAUCGUUCCCCAGACGCCGGCGCCAGCGCCUGCGAGUCACAGCGUCGAGAAUCCGCCUGCUGCUGCGAUGAUGGGAGCGAGCGACAAACCCGUGCGUCCUCACAUGGCGACCGCUGAGGAUGUGGCGAUCGUUCCCCGGGCGCCAGCACCGGCACCGGGAGUGGACAAGGAGGAGGAGAUGCAGGCAAAGGCGUGGAGGAAUGUGGUGGCUGAUGAUGUCGAUGAUGAGAAGGACGUCAGCGAUGACAAUGGCGAUGAUGAGGAGAAGGACGAUGACAGCGAGAAUGACGACGACCACAAUGAGAAGGAUGAUGACAAGGAUGCUUGUUGCGCGACAACGGGGAUAAUGGCAGCGGCGGCACUGGCGGGGAUAACGGCGUUCAAAACGGCAGCGGUGGCGGCGGUGGCGGAGGAGGAGGAGGAGGAGGAGGAGGAGGAGGAGGAGGAGGAGGAGGAGGAGGAGGAGGAGGAGGAGGAGGAGGAGGAGGAGGAGGAGGAGGAGGAGGAGGAGGAGGAGGAGGAGGAGGAGGAGGAGGGGGAGGGACCAUUGACAUUGGCACGAUUCUGGAACUACGAGUGCAAGCUGUGUCUGACGCUUCACAACAACGAGGGCAACUAUCUCGCGCACACACAGGGCAAGCGGCACCAGCAGAAUCUGGCCAAGCGAGCAGCCAAGGAGGCUCAGGAGGCACCGGCACUGCCCCAACCCGCUCGGCCCCGAGUGAACCCGAGAAAGACAGUGAAGAUCGGUCGACCCGGUUACCGUGUAACCAAGCAGUUCGACCCUGAGACACACCAACGCUCACUGCUCUUCCAGAUCGAGUACCCAGAGAUAGAGGACGGGGUGAAACCUCGCCACCGAUUCAUGUCUUCCUAUGAGCAGAAAUUCCCCCUCAUCCUCUUCCCCUCCAUACCUGUCGUUAGCGCCGCAGCCCCCCUGCUCUCCCCAUUCUCUCCCCAUUCUCCCCCCCUUCUCCCCCCCUUCUCCCCCCCUUCUCCCCCCAUCAUCCCCCCACCCUCCCCACACGCCCCCCCUCCACCGAGUCGAGUCGCGGGACAAGGACUUCCAGUACCUGCUGUUUGCACAGCAGCCCCCCUGCACUCCCCAUUCUCCCCACACUCUCCCCACACGCCCCCCCUCCACCGAGUCCAGUCGCGGGACAAGAACCUCCAGAACCUGCUGUUUGCACAGCACCUAUUCUCUUCCCCUGUCUUUCCCCCACUGUCCCCCGAUUCCCUCUAUUCCCCCCUCUCCCCUCUACCUGCUGGUGGGUGUUCUUUUCCGUGUUCACUAACCGACCCUCCUGCAGUUUCCCUCCCCACCUAA